Molecule: messenger RNA, 1294 nt
Organism: Benincasa hispida (wax gourd)
Lineage: Eukaryota; Viridiplantae; Streptophyta; Magnoliopsida; Cucurbitales; Cucurbitaceae
Product: protein RGF1 INDUCIBLE TRANSCRIPTION FACTOR 1-like
Source: RefSeq, a predicted model, not a curated record
AGAAGAGUUCCUUGUAGCCAACGCAUCUUCUCUCAUUUGCUUCGGCUUCGGACCUUUUUGCUUCGGUUUAGACUUUUUGCAGAUAAGAAUCGCUUCUCUCUCUCCCUUCUUAGCUCUUCCAAAAUUUCCCCCUUCGCCGCCCUUCAUCAAAAACCCCUCUCUUCUUCUCUCUUCUUCCUUCAAUCUGGCUAUCGAACAUCACCAACAAUCUACUCUCCCUCAAAUUAACUCCAAGAAUCGAACAAUCAUGGGUGUUGGUUGUCCUGAAGAUGAAGAUAACAGAUGGCCGCCAUGGUUGAAACCUUUACUCCGUGAAAGCUUCUUUGUUCAAUGCAAAUUUCACGCUGAUUCUCAUAAGAGUGAAUGUAAUAUGUAUUGUUUGGAUUGCAUGAAUGGCGCUCUCUGUUCUCUCUGUCUCGCUUUUCAUAAAGACCAUCGCGCUAUUCAGAUUAGAAGAUCUUCAUAUCAUGAUGUGAUAAGGGUGUCUGAGAUUCAGAAAGUUCUCGACAUAACCGGCGUUCAAACCUACAUUAUCAACAGUGCGAGAGUUGUUUUCUUGAAUGAACGUCCACAGCCUAGGCCUGGGAAAGGUGUGACGAACACCUGUGAAGUUUGUGAACGCAGUCUCCUCGAUUCCUUCCGAUUCUGUUCUCUUGGCUGUAAGAUUGUGGGAACAUCGAAGAAUUUCGAGAAGAAACGGCGAGUGAUGGGAUCGGAUUCAGAGGAUUCGUCGUACAGUAGUAGUAGUAGUAGUCAAGGAAGAAUAAUGAAGAACAACAAUAAGAACAGAGUGGUGCAGAGUUUCACACCGUCAACGCCACCACCAACUUUGGUCAGUUAUAGAACAGCCAAACGAAGAAAGGGGAUUCCUCAUAGAGCUCCAAUGGGAGGACUCAUUAUCGAAUAUUGAAAGAAAAAAAAAACUUUUUUUUUUUUUUUUUUUUACUUCAUAAAAAUCACCCUUUUCUUUUCCUAAUUUAAAUACAGAGAUAUGAUGGAUAUCAUAAUGUAGUUUUCGAAUGAGCUCCCUUGGUGUUAGGAGGAGCUUUAAUUAUUGCCGUUUUACGUUUUAGGUUAAGUUUAAUGUAAAUACAGGGGUGGAAAAUGAGAAGGAAGAGGAUGAAUGGGGGUGAAUGUGGAAAUAGGACAAAGAUGGUGGACUUGGGAGCAUAAAAGAAAAAAAAAAAAACAAAGGAUUGACUAGUGUUCUAUAGAUGAUAUUUAUAUGAAAUAGGACGCUUAUACGUGAGUUUUGGGUUUAUAGAUGUGAAUAUUGUUUGUUUGUUUUUGUUUU